AUGAGUAGUAAAUAUUACUCUUCCACAAGGGAAAAUGGGGGUUCAGCCGGCGACUUAUACGGAAGCAAUAGUAGCCACAACCAGAGUUCAUCUUCCAGCUAUGAGAGCUCGUCUUCUAGCUACGGGAGCUCGUCCUCUAGCUAUGGAAGCUCGUCUGACAACAGUGGCAGUAGCAGCAGUGAUGGAUCUUCUAGCGGAGGUGAUGGAGGAGGCGACUAG
Messenger RNA from Serendipita indica DSM 11827, 219 nucleotides. The record is from the annotation of a GenBank genome assembly. NCBI's taxonomy places the organism in Eukaryota, Fungi, Basidiomycota, Agaricomycetes, Sebacinales, Serendipitaceae.